Messenger RNA from Spea bombifrons (plains spadefoot toad), 1121 nucleotides. It is a transcript of the gene PRR13, whose product is annotated as proline rich 13. The record is from RefSeq and is a predicted model, not a curated record. Lineage: Eukaryota; Metazoa; Chordata; Amphibia; Anura; Pelobatidae. Gene Ontology annotation, cellular component: nucleoplasm. Bases 194 to 652 code for a protein of 152 amino acids. The transcript is spliced from 4 exons.
GAAGUAGGUGGGACAUGUUAAAAGUCAUCCAAUGAGAAGUCGGGGUUAGGCGGAUUAACCAAUGAGAAUAACGGAAUUGAUGGGUGGAGCUCAAAUGAAAAUAAAGUCCAAAGUCUCCCGGAAGAAGUAAAGAGCAUCAUCCCGAGCGGAGAACCGGGCAGGAAAAUAUCUAGCUCCCGGAUCAAAGAAAAACAUGUGGAACCCAAAUGCUCCAGGUCAACCGGGCUACCCUCCAAACCCAGGGUACCCACCUUCCACUAAUCCAGGUUACCCUCCAGGGACAGUACCUGGCGGCCAGUACCCUCACCCAGGACAGCCUGCGUAUCCUCCAGGACAGCCUGCGUAUCCUCCAGGACAGCCUGGAUAUCCUCCGGGGCAUACAGUCUACCCUCCUGGACAACCUGGCUACCCUGGGCCUCAUCCUUCAUAUCCUCCUGGCCAGCAGGGCUAUCCAAUGCACCCUGGUCACUAUCCACCAGGCAUGCCAGGGCAUGCAGUCAACCCUAUGAUGCCAGGAGUGCCACUCUUACCUGGUCAGGUUAUGGAUAAGAAGAUGAGGAAGAAGAUGAAGAAGGCGCAUAAAGCUAAUAAACACAACAAGCACAUGCAUGGAAGGAGAUCAUCAUCGUCCUCGUCUUCCAGCAGUGACUGAAUGAAUGAAGUCGUUUUAAGGAAAUGCUCUUUGUAAGGCCCCUGCACAGAGCUGUAGCACGCACCCUCAGUCACUCAUUUUAAUCGAUUGCUGCAGGUUCCUGUGUUGUGUCCCUCUGAGAGAUGGCGGUGAUGAGUCCGUCAGAGGAUUGCCAUCAUAUCCUGCACAGACAAAGCUAAAUAACGAUGCUAUUACGAUAUGUCAUUUAAUGUAAAAAAGAGAACAAUACUGUUUAAUUUCUUACCCUGCUUGUGAAAAUAAAACUUCUAAUUUGCUAUUUUGGCUCUUCCUCUAACAAUAUAUUACGAUGGAAACUCUUGAGACGUAGAAGACAAGACGACAGGCUGGUUAGAGACACUGUUAUAUUUAUACAGUGAGGUGGUUCCUGGAAUUGUUUUGGUGAUAGUAACACACUUUGCACAUAUUUACUGCAGAAAUAGCAUACUCUGUCAUUAAAAAAUAAAUAAAA